UUCUGUACUUGGCGUAGUUUUUUACACGUAAGUGUUUUUGGGGGAUCGCAUAUUACCUAAAGUGCGCCUUCGACGAGUCUUUAUCCAAAUUGAAAAUUAAUCGUGGAAAUAAUUGUAUCGCGUAGUUCAUGGAUGAACUGCAGGAAUUAGCACGAUCUUUAGAAAUUUAUCAUAAACGUAUUGUACCCAUGGAACCACUGAGUUUCGAACAGACGCAACAAUUUUAUUCUGUAAAGAUCUUUCACAUUUGUGAGAAACCAUUCACAUUGCGAGAUGUCAAGCAUCAUGAUCAUUGUCACUUUACAGGCAAGUAUCGCGGUGCUGCUCAUCCCGGUUGCAAUUUGAAUUAUAAAAACUCACAUACUAUUCCCAUAGUUUUUCACAAUCCGUCUGAUUACGAUUCGCACUUUCUGAUGAAGGCUUUAGCUACUUCCUUCGAAGAUUCCGUAAGUCGUUCACCGGUGAUCAAAGAAAGAUAUAUGUCGUUUACAAAGAACAUUAAAGAUACGAUUAUAAAUUUUCGAUUCAUCGAUUCAUUCAGAUUUAUGGCAAGCAGCAUUGAAAAAUUAUCCUCCUAUCUUAAUGAUUCCGAGAAAAUAAUUACACGUAGACAUUGUGACUAUGCGGAGAAAUUUAAACUGUUAACGAGGAAAGGUAUUUUUCUAUACGACUAUGAGUGCGUUCCACUUAACGCUCGCAAGGAUCGCAAUACCUUCUGUCUCGUCCCACUCAAGGCCGCGGUCGCUGUGAGCAGUCCCUGAAACGUCAUCGAUGACGUCAUCAUUAACGACCACGAUGCGAUAGCUUCGCCCACAUCAAACAGGUGGGUUUUGUGGUCUUCUGAUCACAUGAUCUCCGGUUUUGUGCGCCAUUUUAGUUCAAAUUUAUGAUGAAGACUGAAAAAAUAACGCUGUACGAUUCCGAGAGGGAUAUAUUAGUCGAAUUAAAUGUUACUGUACGAGAUGCUGUACGUGCAAGAAAUGGUACGUGAUAUUAUUGUAUACAUUAUACAAAAGAUGCUUACUUUUAAACCUUAUUUUGGUUAGAAAACUUCUUCUAUUCUAACGUAAGAUCAUAUGUUUUUAGAUGUUAACUUUGCAAUAACUUUGAUGGACGCAGUUCUGUAAAAGAAAGAUUCCCUCACAGAUCAAUCAGCUCCUGCUGUCACGGAAUCAAGCAAAGCAGCAGCUCCAGUGGAAGAAGAAAUUGUCCAUAACACUGACCCUGAAGAAGGAGGGUCUGUGUAUCGGUGGACAUCAUCGGCUGUCUUUCUUCUCUUGGAAAGUUACCGGACCAGAGAAGAAAAAUUCACAAACGGAAAGUCUUCCUAAAAAAAAUAUGGGAAGAGGUGGCGGAGGUCCUUCAAAUUGAGGGGCACAAUGUGUCAGGACCGCAGUGUGCAGCGAAAAUGCGUAGCUUCAAAAAACAUAUCAAUCUGUUAUAGACCACAAUUCGAAGUCUGGAAUGAUAGGCGGACGUGGCAUUUUCAUGAGGUUAUGGAUUCCAUCUUCGCUAAAAAGGCAUGGUGUUCACCUGUGGCGCUUGCCUCUUCGUCAGGUCUAUGUGUUCAACCGGGUAGUGCGGAAGAUGUAACAUCAGACAGUGGAAUUGCAUUGACGCCAUCAACCAGACCAUUGAAAGCAAAUAUUGCUGCUAUGCUUGAGAAAAGAAUCCGACAAAAAGAAGAGCAUGAAAAAGCAAGGGCAAAACGGCACAGAGAAAAAAUGGAAAUGGAUAAGAAACUAUUGGUAGUUUUAGAAAAAUUAGCCAGUAAUAAGUAGAUAAAUAAUAACCCAAAGACUUAACUAGAUAGAUAUAUUU
Molecule: messenger RNA, 1821 nt
Organism: Cephus cinctus (wheat stem sawfly)
Lineage: Eukaryota; Metazoa; Arthropoda; Insecta; Hymenoptera; Cephidae
Exons: 4
Coding region: 1380-1781 (133 amino acids)
Source: RefSeq, a predicted model, not a curated record